CAGGCAGGAAGUGACGAACCACACAUGCGCUUGCUCGACCAAAACAAAGCGGUGACAGAACUUGCAAGCUUUCACGCGGCGACUGUCUCAUAUCUCUGGCGAGGAAAUUUAGCACUGGCCUAAUGUCAGCCGCGAUUAUUUUAACAGCUGUGCUCGGUGGCGGAGUUUUACUCAUUGCCCGCAGGAUAUUUUCGAAGCGCAAAUCGGUGAAAUUGCUUUGUUUCCCAACCGGAAUGAUGCGCGGAAAGACCAUUAUUGUGACUGGAGCAAACUGUGGCAUUGGGAAAGCCACUGCCACUGAACUGUUGAAACUUCAGGCCCGUGUGAUCAUGGCGUGUCGGGAUCUGGGAAAGGCAGAGGAAGCAGCAGUGGAAAUCAAGAAAACGGCUGGUCCUGACCAAGGAGAGGUUGUCAUCAAGCAUUUGGAUUUGGCGUCCCUGAAGUCAGUUCACAGUUUCUGUGAAGAGAUUAUCAAGGAGGAGCCCAAGAUCGAUGUGCUCAUCAACAAUGCGGGCCUCUACCAGUGCCCCUACAGCAGGACCGAGGAAGGCUUCGAGAUGCAGCUGGGUGUCAACCACCUCGGCCACUUCCUGCUCACUCACCUCCUCCUCGACCUCCUAAAGACGUCGGCGCCCAGUCGCAUCGUGGUGGUAUCCUCCAAGCUCUACAAGUACGGCCACAUCAACUUUGACGACCUGAACAGCACCGCUGACUACAACAAAGGCUUCUGCUACAGCCAGAGCAAGCUGGCCAACCUGCUCUUUACCCGCGAGCUGGCUCGGCGGCUGGACGGCACAGACGUCACCGUCAACGCCCUCACCCCAGGCAUCGUGAGGACCAACCUCGGCCGGCACGUCCGCAUCCCGUUCUUGGCCAGGCCCCUGUUCAAGCUGGUCUCCUGGAUGUUCUUCAAGAGCCCUCUAGAGGGUGCUCAGACGCCACUCUACUUGGCUUGCUCGCCGGAGGUGGACGGCGUGACCGGGAAGUGCUUCGCCAACUGCGAGGAGGAGGUGCUGCAGCCGAAGGCCACCGACGACCAGGCGGCACAGAGACUCUGGACCCUGAGCGAGGAGAUGGUCGGACUGAGAAAGUGAGGCGUCCAGCCAUCCGUCCACCACAAAUCCUCGCCAGGCCACACACCUCUCGGACCAUUUAGAGCCCAGCUGUAAGCACAGAGGCUUUGAGGACAGUGGGAGUGUCCACUUCCGCCCAUUUUCAAGACUUAACUACAUAUAAAGGGCAUGAUGAUGCAUUACAUAUUGUUGUGAUUUAGUGAUUUGAUUUUAGCCUGGGUUUACUGCUGGGUCAUUCUAAAGCAAAUUAUCAUGUGCUGUAAAUGAACAAAACGGACUCGAUGCUCUGAUAAUACAGCACAACCCUCAUAUUUUCAUACUAUAUAUAGAUCUGUGAAAUACCAGAAGCUGGUAGCUUUGAUGCAAGUCUCUUGGAGUGUUUGAACUUGAACUGGACUGUUGAGAGGUGCUGUUGCAGCAGUAUCGGAUGCUGUAAUUGAAUCUGGUCACAUAUUAUUACUUAUUUGUAAGGGUGCCAAAGAGUGCGUUUGUGAAUUUGUUUGCGAAUUACAGUUAAAAAUAACUCCACCAGGUUGGUAGCGAGACGCACUGUUCUCUAAAAAAAUCAAAUGGCUCGCAUGAAUAUUUUACAAGUACCCUCCAGAAUAAUCGGGAUUCUCCUCCCGGCAAGCGAUUGCCUCCCUUAUCUCUGGCAGCUGUUGUACUAGUUCAGCUGUUGGCCACUCAUAAAUAAUCGGAACUGGCCUCAUGAAUUAUUAAACAGGGCUUCUAACGGCUCGUUCGGCAUUAGGCCUAACCCGGUGUGUCUCAACACAUUUAAAGUUUGCUGGUAACUUUGAUUCAGUGCUGUAUUUUAAUAACACCACCCAUCCGUGCUUCUGUAAAAAGGAGUUGCAUGCUUUCCCAUGUGACAUGAUCAAAGGGAAAGCGUCUUUGUAUGUGAAUGUGAUGCUGCUACUACUGUUGCAUUGUUCUCAGUUAUUUUUAACUGGUUGAAUAAAACGAGAGAGAGAGUGAGCAAAAGAA
Molecule: messenger RNA, 2060 nt
Organism: Alosa sapidissima (American shad)
Lineage: Eukaryota; Metazoa; Chordata; Actinopteri; Clupeiformes; Clupeidae
Gene: rdh14b
Product: retinol dehydrogenase 14b
Exons: 2
Coding region: 123-1094 (323 amino acids)
Source: RefSeq, a predicted model, not a curated record